GGCGACGAUCAUUCGCUGUUACGAUGAAGCAGACUGGAGCAAGCAGCCGCCGGAAAUCGCGGAAGGCGCACUUCACUGCAGAUUCCUCUUCGCGGUAAGAAAGGUUCAACGAAUGAUGUAAUAGCACCCGAACUGUAGGCGCAAGAUCAUGUCAACCUCACUCUCAAAGGAGCUCCAGGCAAAGUACAAUGUUCGAUCCAUCCCCGUUCGCAAAGAUGAUGAAGUGAUGGUCGUCCGCGGUAUCUAUAAGAAUCGCGAGGGCAAAGUCACAGCCUGCUACCGCGGUAAGUAUGUAAUCAAUGUCGAGCGGAUCACGCGUGAUAAAGCUAAUGGUGCUCAAGUGAAUGUUGGUCUUCAGCCAUCUAACUGCAUCAUUACUAAACUCAAGCUUGACAAGGAUCGCAAGGCUAUUCUCGACCGGAAGGAUCGGUCGAACACUGGCUCCGUCGAAGGCACGAGUCUCGCUGGAGUUGACUAAUAUGCAACUUACACAAGACAGACGGCUAUGUAUUGGGCUACUUAAUCAACAUGGAGGACUAUUUUCACCCCAAUGUUUCCAUAAGCCCACCCAAGAAGCAAGCGCUCACCCUUAUCAAAAGGAGGAGUGCGAUUAAUAGGGCGAAAUACUACCCCCCGGGCCCCUUGUCCUAUCCCCUUCCUUAUACACUUAGACUCACCGUGACCACACUGGCAGUGGCACCGUGACACGCUACGGCGCCGCGGCGUAAUUAAACACCGCAAACCAAAACUAGUUAGUGUAUUUUAAGGUAGCCGCGGCUCCCUGGCGGACAAUUCCAGCCCGGUCUUGCGUUUCGCAGUGCCAGUGGGGCCCGGCCGCCCGGG
This is a messenger RNA of Pelagomonas calceolata, 843 nucleotides long. Lineage: Eukaryota; Pelagophyceae; Pelagomonadales; Pelagomonadaceae. The record is from the annotation of a GenBank genome assembly.